Molecule: messenger RNA, 900 nt
Organism: Eucalyptus grandis
Lineage: Eukaryota; Viridiplantae; Streptophyta; Magnoliopsida; Myrtales; Myrtaceae
Product: cytochrome P450 72A13
Exons: 3
Coding region: 176-790 (204 amino acids)
Molecular function (GO): oxidoreductase activity, acting on paired donors, with incorporation or reduction of molecular oxygen; heme binding; monooxygenase activity
Source: RefSeq, a predicted model, not a curated record
UGUCCUUGGCUUAUUCGAUUGUUCUCUCCCUUGUUCUGAUCACCUUCUUCACUUGCGCAGGGAAAUUACUCUGUUUUGGUUGAAGCCGAAGCAGCUAGAAAGAUGUCUGAGACGACAAGGUCUAAAUGGAACUACUUACCGGCUUUUCUUUCAAGACCUGAGAGACAACUUGAGAAUGACCAAGCAAGCGCAAUCUCAAUCCAGUACUUCUUUCUCCAAUGACAUCGUGCCACGCAUUCUCCCUUUCUUUCAUCAGUCCAUCAAGAAAUAUGGGAAGCUUUGUUUUACAUGGUUUGGGCCAACGCCUGUACUGAACAUCAUGGACUCAGACAUGUUGAAAGAAAUAUUUUCACGGAUCAACGAGUUUGAAAAGCCCCAUCCCAAGGCCAUUGGAGAUCUCUUUAUAUCGGGGCUUCUGGAGAUUGAGGGUGAGAAAUGGGCCAAACAUAGAAAGAUCAUCAACCCGGCUUUUCACUAUGAGAAGUUGAAGAAUGUAGUGACAGCAACGUGUUCAAGUUGUGAGGAGAUGAUUAGGGGAUGGGAGAAGCAAUGUUUGGCUGGUGAAGUGGAUGUGUGGCCUCACCUUCAACAUUUGAGUGGUGAUAUUCUCUAUAGAGCUGCUUUCGGUGGUAACUGCGACCAAGCCAAGAGCAUCUUCCUCCUUCAACAAGAACAAAUGAGCCUCACGUACAAAGUUCUUCAAUUCGUGUUUAUCCCCGGCUGGAGGUCAGUCGAGAUUAAUCUAGCAACAAUUUAUCCCGAGAUCUUUAACUGUUACAAAAGCAUAUAACAAGAAAAAAGAGUAACAGACUUCAGUGACUUCCUCAAUCCUUAUCCAUGAAGUCAGUUUAAACCUUCCACCAUUUUCUUGUGAUUUUGCAAAUCAUGCACCAAUCUUAA